AUGCUUUUGAGGCCUUCGACUAUGGAAUCUAAUCGAUAGGACCUCAAGGAGCCUCUCAUUAACUUAGGGCACUGGAUAGUGACCAUGAAAUAAUACACGGAGAAUAUCCAAUAGAAUUAUUUCGCUCAAUCUAUUCUAGUUCUUAGUAAAAUCAAAAAAAACUAUAAUAAAGAUAAAGAUUUAUAUACUCAAGUCUAUAAGGAGUGGUCUAAAUAAGAACUAGGUCGGACUGAUGAUUUUUAAAGCAAUUGGGUAGAUAUUGAAAAAGCAAUCAACAGGAUUGCAGAUCAGUUUAUCUCUGCUUACAACUCCCAAAAAAUCAGUGAUAUGAUGGCAAAAGUGACAAGAAUGUUCAGUUUUAAAUGUGAGUAGGUAAACAAAGAUUUGAAUAGCAAAAAGGAAGAACUAAUUAGAGCUGAGGACCACUUAACUGAAAGGAACAAUACCAGGAACUCGCUCAACUUUUUGUGGCUCGGCUCUUGGGUUGCUGCUGCCAUUGGCUAGGCUGUGAUAGCUAGCGAGGUUGCUGCUGCUCAAAUUGCUGUAAAACAUGCUUAUAGAACCUUGAAAAAAGCUAUUGCUUCGAAAUACGAGGUUCUGAUUGUCAGGUCAUGCAUAGUCAGCGCAUUAAUCUAAAUGAAUGCAAUUUCCCACCUCCAUCCUACCUUACUUUCAACUGUUCAGAUUAUGAAGUUCACGACUGCUAAGGUUACUUCGUUGGUCAAAGAAACUAAGAUAUAGAUUAAAAACAAUUCAGAAUACAAUCCACAAUUUGCUUCCGCUAUGCUUCUUGAGUAUUAUGAGACUAACAGCCAAUUGCUGGUAAGAUAUGUGCAAGCUUGGGACAUCUUGCAAUCCAAGGCCAUGUGGGGAAAACCAACAAUCAUUGCUAAGGGUUUUAUAUGA
Stylonychia lemnae is the source of this 906-nucleotide messenger RNA. NCBI's taxonomy places the organism in Eukaryota, Ciliophora, Spirotrichea, Sporadotrichida, Oxytrichidae. The record is from the annotation of a GenBank genome assembly.